CCAGCAAUGUCGUCAAGCGUUAUUUUAAAUCCUUUAUGGUAAUUACAAUAAACCCCCAACAUUUCAGGACAUGAAGUAAACAAUGGAUAACUGUUCCCCUGCCUCGACGUUCUUGACUGACAGCUUGGAGUUGGAACUGAGGACAGAAUGGUGCAAACCCCCUUGCUUUUCUUGUGCUUUUGACGAUAGAGGAGGAGGAAGAAGUUUUUCUGGAGAGUCCUACCUUUCCAGCGGAGCCCUUAAGCGGCUAAUUUUGAAUCUUGAUCCUUUACCAACCAAUUUUGAAGAGGAUACCAUGGAAAUAUUUGGCAUUCAAUGGGUUACUGAAACUGCAUUAGUUAAUUCAUCUAGAGAGCUUUUUCAUUUAUUGAGGCAACGACUGUACAACUUGGAAAUCUUAUUACAAGCCAACUGUGAUUUUGGUCAGGUGUCAGCCCUCCACUGCAAAGCAGACAAUAUUAGGCAACAAUGUGUACUAUUUCUUCAUUAUGUUAAAGUUUUCAUCUUCAGGUACCUGAAAGUACAAAACACUGAAAGUCGUGUUGCUAUCCAUCCCUAUGAGGCUCUGGAGGCUGAGCUUCCUUCCGUGCUAGUUGAUGAGCUUCAUGGAUUGCUCUUGUAUAUUGGACACCUAUCUGAACUUCCCAGUAUUAAUAUUGGAGCAUUUGUAAAUCAAAACCAGAUUAAGCUCUUUCCACCAUCAUGGCAUUUAUUACAUCUCCACUUAGAUGUCCAUUGGCUGGUGCUAGAAAUCCUUCAUAUCCUGGGUGAAAAACUGAAACAUGUUGUGUAUGGUCAUCAGUUUAUGAAUCUGGCAGGUGAUAAUUUAACCAAUGUCAGUCUAUUUGAAGAACAUUGUGAAAAUCUUCUUUGUGAUUUAAUAAGCCUGUCACUCAACAGGUAUGACAAGGUUAGAGCUUCAGAGGCAUUAAGGAGUCACCAUUGUCCAUGUCCAUGCAUUAAAGAAUUAUGGGUUCUACUCAUUCACCUUCUAGACCACAGAAGUAAAUGGUCCCUCUCAGAAUCAUUUUGGAACUGGAUGAAUAAAUUAGUUAGAACACUCUUUGAAAAAUCAAGUGACCGAAAACGACCUGUGCCAGUGAUCCAGUCCAGGGAUCCAUUCGGUUUUAGUUGGUGGAUUAUUACUCAUUUAGCAUCACUAUACCAAUUUGAUCGCCAUGGAGUACCAGAUGAAAUGAGGCAAAUGGAAUCAAAUUGGAACUUUGUAGAAGAACUGCUGAAAAAGUCCAUCAGUGUUCAGGAUGCUAUACUAGAAGAACAAUUACGAAUGUAUCUUCUCUGUUGUUUGACACUUUGUGAUUUCUGGGAACCAAACACUGUAAUUGUCACCAUUCUAUGGGAAUAUUAUAGUAAGAAUCUGAAUAGUUCUUUCAGUGUUUCUUGGCUUCCUUUGAAAGGCCUCACAAAUAUAAUUAAGUCACCGUUGUCUAUGCUUGAAAUGGUGAAGACCUGCUGUUCUGAUAAACAAGACCACAACCUUUAUAAGUCUAGCAGUAGUUAUACCAUUUUCCUUUGCAUUUUGGCAAAAGUAAUUAAGAAAGCAAUGAAGAACAAUGGCCCUCAUCCUUGGAAACAAGUUAAAGGAAGAAUAUAUUCUAAAUUCCAUCAAAAGAGAAUGGAAGAACUAACAGAAGUUGGUCUUCAGAACUUUUUCAGCCUUUUUCUACUGUUAGCAGCUGUUGCAGAGGUGGAAGAUGUAGCAAGUCAUGUUUUAGACCUCCUAAACUUCCUCAGGUCUGCCUCUAAAACAUCUUCUCAAAGAGCCCUCAUUUGGAAGGGUCAGAUGGCCUUCCUCCUAAUGUAUGUCCAGAAAAAUUUGGAUAUUGGUGUUCUGGCUGAGAAGUUUUCUGGUGAUUUCCGGGAGAAAGCAAAGGAAUUCUUAGUAUCUAAGAAUGAUGAAAUAGGACAGAAACAAACUCUCUGGACACUUCUCUCCAUCUACAUUGAUGGUGUCCAGGAAGUGUUUGAGACCAGCCAUUGCUUGAAUCCUUCCCAUGAAAAACUGCUUAACGAUGGAUUUACUAUGCUUUUGCCAGCUUGUCGAGAAUCCGAGCUUAGGAUACUACUGAGCUUUCUGCAAGCUGUUCUGGCCAGAGUCAGGAGUAUGCAUCAACAAUUGUGUCAGGAACUUCAAAGAGAGAAUGUGGACCUCAUUUUACAGUCUUCAUUAUCAGCUAAAGAGCGCCACCUUGCUGCUGUUGCCAGUGUGCUGUGGAGACAUUUCUUUUCAUUUCUGAAGAGCCAGAGAAUGUCACAGACAGUGCCUCUCGCUCAACUUGCAGAUGCAGCUGCAGACUUUACUUUUUUGGCCAUGGACAUGCCCAGUACAGCUCCAUCAGAUCUUCAGCCUCAGCCAGUUAUAUCAGUAAUUCGACUUUUUGGUUGGGAUGAUAUCAUGUGGCCCCAAGUUGUAGCACGAUAUUUAAGUCAUGUCCUACAAAAUAGCACAUUAUGUGAGGCACUCUCUCAUUCAGACGUUGUGUCUUUCCAAGCCUUAACUGUAAGAUCAUGGAUCCGUUGUGUUUUACAAAUGUAUAUAAAAAAUUUCUCUGUGCCUGAUGAUUUGUUCAGUGAUACACAUCCUGAACAGGCAGUUGAGAAAGAAUACAUGGAACAGUUGACUGAACUGACAAGGUUGCUGUUUAAACUGCCAGAAGUAAAGAGUAUUUUCUCAAAGUCUCAAGUUGAAUAUUUAACUACCUUAGAAGACCCUAAAAAAGCACUUGCUCAAUUCCUUGAGGCUGUUGGUAUAACUUACAGGAACCAGCAGACACUGUCUGAUAAAUCUGCCAUGGUCACAAAAUCCUUAGAAUAUCUUGGUGAAGUUUUAAAAUACAUAAAGCCUUAUUUGGGAAAAAAACUUUCCAGUGCAGGACUGCAGCUGACUUAUGGAAUGAUGGGAAUUCUUGUUAAAUCAUGGGCACAAAUCUUUGCCACCUCUAAAGCCCAAAAAUUACUAUUCCGGAUCAUAGAUUGUUUGCUGCUCCCACAUACAGUGUUACAGCAAGAAAAGGAGCUGCCUGCAGCUAUGUUGACAGCGAUUCAGAAGAGUCUUCCUUUGUAUCUCCAGGGCAUGUGUAUCGUAUGUUGCCAGUCUCAAAAUUCAAAUACCUACUUGAAUCAAUUGCUUGGAAAUGUUAUUGAGCAGUAUAUUGGGCGGUUUCUUCCAGCUUCACCGCAUGGUUUAGGUGUUGAACAACAUCCUGUUUUAUUGGGGUUGAAAAAGUCAGCCACUAUUCCACCAAUGUCGUCUCUAAAGAAAUGCAUUGUGCAAGUCAUAAGGAAGUCCUAUUUUCAUUUUAAAGGAUCCUCACCCCCACCUCGCUUAGCAUCCAUUUUGGCCUUUAUUCUCCAACUCUCCAAGGAAACUAACACAGACAUUUAUGAUGUUGAACUACUCCUCCCUGAUGUCUUAAAAUGCUUGGUAUUGGUCAAUGAACCCCAAGUUAAAAGGCUGGCCACAGAGAACCUGCAGUACAUGGUAAAAACCUGCCAAUUGGGGUCAGAAGGAGAACCUGCCACCCAGCUGACUUCAGUGUUUAGGCUGUUUAUCCAGGAUUAUGGUAUGCGAUACAGUUACCAGGUUUACAGCAUCUUAGGAACAGUAGCAACAUUGGACCAGCAAGUUGUUAUCUGCUUGAUUUCUACCCUCACCCAGUCUCUGAAGGAUUCAGAGCUGAAAUGUGGUCUUGGUAAAAAUAUUGCACAAAGGGAAGCCUAUAGCAAACUUUUAUCUCACCUUGGACAAGUGGGACAAGACGAGAUGCAGAGACUGGAAAAUGAUGAUACCUAAUAUACUUUGUGAUUCACUUUCUUUGUUGAUUAUCAAAAUCUAAAGACACUUUGCGCUCCUCUGACUCCUACUUUUAAUUAAUUGUAUAAUGUUCUUUUAAAAAAUGCUUUCUUUUUAAGAUUUUUCCGUACAUACUUGUAAGUAUAAAGUAUAUAAAUAAGGAAAUAAAGGCUAAUUUAACUAUGUUGCAGGAUCCUUGGAA
Messenger RNA from Orycteropus afer afer, 4016 nucleotides. NCBI's taxonomy places the organism in Eukaryota, Metazoa, Chordata, Mammalia, Tubulidentata, Orycteropodidae. The record is from RefSeq and is a predicted model, not a curated record.